This is a messenger RNA of Cucumis melo (muskmelon), 1731 nucleotides long. RefSeq names its product cytochrome P450 81Q32. The record is from RefSeq and is a predicted model, not a curated record. The transcript has 2 exons. Bases 48 to 1544 code for a protein of 498 amino acids. Gene Ontology annotation, molecular function: heme binding; monooxygenase activity; iron ion binding. Lineage: Eukaryota; Viridiplantae; Streptophyta; Magnoliopsida; Cucurbitales; Cucurbitaceae.
CCAAGUUCCAACUCCAAAUUGAAAUAUACUUUUCUAACAAAAACGCCAUGGAAAUCUACUCUCUGCUUUACCUAUUUCUCUCUCUUAUCUCUCUCCUCUUCGCUUUCAACCUCCGCAGCAGCCGCAGAAACUUACCGCCCAGUCCCCCGUCUCUCCCCAUCAUCGGCCACCUCCAUUACCUCAAAAUCCCCCUCCAUCGAACUUUACAGAAACUCUCUGCAAAAUACGGACCAGUAAUCUCUCUCUGGUUUGGAUCUCGCCUCGUUGUGGUCGUCUCGUCGUUGCCGGCAGUGGAGGAGUGCUUCACUAAGAACGACAUCGUUUUAGCCAAUCGUCCUCGGUUGCUAGUCGGCAAACACGUCGGCUACAACCACACUACGAUGGUAGCGUCACCUUACGGAGACCACUGGCGGAACCUCCGCCGAAUCGGAGCUAUCGAGAUCUUUUCAGCGUCUCGCCUCAAUAAAUUUGCAGGAACCCGGAAGGAUGAAGUGGAACGGUUACUGAAGAAGCUAUCUAGGAAUUCGAUGAAUGGAUUCUCGAAAGUAGAGAUGCAAUCGGCGAUUGCGGAACUGACGUUUAACAUAUCGAUGAGAAUGGCGGCCGGAAAGAGGUAUUUCGGUGAGGAAGUGACGGAUGUGGAGGAAGCAAGACAGUCGAGAGAGCUGAUUAAACAGAUCGUCUCGCUGGGAGGAGUAUCGAAUCCGGGAGAUUUCAUUCCGUUGAUGAAUUGGAUCCCGAAUGGAUUUAGGAGGAAGGUUUCGAGACUUGCGAAGAGGAUGGACGGGUUUUUGCAGGGAUUGAUUGAUGAACAUCGGAGCAAUAAGUGUGAAGAAAGGAACACAAUGAUCGAUCAUUUGCUAUCUCUGCAGGAAUCGGAGCCUGAGUACUAUGGAGAUCAAAUAAUCAAAGGAAUUAUUCUGGUGUUGCUACUAGCAGGAACAGACACAUCAGCUGUUACAAUUGAAUGGGCUUUAGCUCACUUGCUCAACAAUCUAGAGGUACUAAAAAAAGCUAGAGAAGAGCUAGACACUCAGAUCGGAGAAAAACGACUGGUGGAAGAAUCAGACAUUCUCAAGUUACCAUAUCUUCAAGGAAUCAUCUCCGAGACUCUUCGAUUGAACCCAGCUGCUCCAAUGCUAGUGCCACAUCUAACCUCCAAUGAUUGUACAAUCAGUGGGUAUAAAAUACCACGCGACACGAUUGUAUUGGUUAAUGCAUGGGCUAUCCACAGAGAACCCAAUCAAUGGGAAGAGCCCACACUAUUCAAACCAGAAAGACACCAAAAGUCAGAAUCCAGUAGCCAUCAUCAGAUCCCAAAGUUGAUUCCAUUUGGAAUCGGACGACGAGCUUGCCCCGGCUCGGGCAUGGCUCAACGAGUGGUGGGGUUGACUCUGGCGGCUUUGAUUCAAUGCUACGAGUGGGAGAGGAUUGGCGAAGAGAAAGUGGACAUGGCGGAAGGAAGAGGCGUCACUAUGCCCAAGCUGCUGCCAUUGGAAGCUAUGUGCAAACCUCGCCCUAUCAUCCACCACAUUUUUAACUGAAAAAUUAUUGGAAUUAUUUAAAGGCAUUGUUUAUAUUUAAUAAUUCACAAAAUUGUUAAAAAGAAAAAAGAAAAAAAAAGUUAUAUCAUAUCUUAAAAGAAGAUUUGUUAAUUAAUGUAUCGUUGUUUUGUUGUACCGUAGCCUUACGUAAUUGAGAUUUAAUUUGAAUAAUGAUGCAUAUUACCUA